AUGGCCCGGCCGGGCGGCCUUCACACCCCACUCUCAGUGAUGGCGCCCGUGGAGGCCCCGGCGCGCUGCCCGCGCUUAGGCCGGAGGCCCCGCAUGCUGACAACUUAUGCUGCACCAACCCCUGAGCAGGCAUAUGGCGAUGGUCCAUACAGUGGUGCAUACCCGCCAGGAACUCAAGUUGUCUAUGCUGCAAAUGGGCAGGCUUAUGCUGUACCCUACCAGUACCCAUAUGCAGGACUUUAUGGACAACAGCCUGCCAACCAAGUCAUCAUUCGUGAGCAGUAUCGAGACAAUGACAGUGACCUGGCGCUGGGCGUGCUGGCUGGAGCACCCACAGGCAUGGCCUUAGGGUCUCUGUUUUGGGUCUUUUAGAGUCCUUGGAACCUGGAUGUGCAUAGCUUCUGAUCCCCUGUGUGCAAUAAUAUAAUUUGCAGGGCAUUUCUCUUUGUUAAAAAUGUUUUUAAUAAUAGUUUUAAUAGUUCUUUUGAAAGUAGUGACAUCAUACCUGUAACUAAUCCACAUAAGCACCACAGAGAAGGCUUUGGACUGUUGUUUAGCUAAAACGUGGACUAUUUGGGGGCACUGGCUCAUUCUAGGAGUUUCCUUAUGGAACUCUCAGGAUAUCUUAUUUGAACACACCUGUUUUGAAGGGCCAUUUUCUUUUUAGAGUUAGGCCUUAGUGCUUAAGGGAUAAUUUAUUUUAGUGUUAUACUGGUAACAGGGUGAUAUAUGAGUGAGUGAGUGAGUGUGGCAAGAAUAGUUACAGCUUUUUUGGCUUAAUGUCAGACUUUGAAACCUCAGACCAGAACUGGCUGCAUGUUACUUCAGGAGUUGCAGGCUGGAACCUUCCUGAGGCAAUGGUGUGCUAUCCCCACAGCCUCUGGGGUUCCGCAGGCUUCCAGCAAAGCUGACUGCUCAGGAUGAUAGGCGGAGUGGCAGUUCCCCCCUUUAAAAUAAUGUUUUUUCAUCAUAUUCUUACUUGUUUGUUUUUGGUAUCAAUCCUUGGAAAACAUCCCAAAUUAGGAGUAGAUUUGAAUCUCAGCGUUUUAGGGCUUUAU
Molecule: messenger RNA, 1058 nt
Organism: Hippopotamus amphibius kiboko
Lineage: Eukaryota; Metazoa; Chordata; Mammalia; Artiodactyla; Hippopotamidae
Product: pleckstrin homology domain-containing family B member 2-like
Exons: 3
Coding region: 1-372 (123 amino acids)
Source: RefSeq, a predicted model, not a curated record